Messenger RNA from Linum tenue, 411 nucleotides. Lineage: Eukaryota; Viridiplantae; Streptophyta; Magnoliopsida; Malpighiales; Linaceae. The record is from the annotation of a GenBank genome assembly.
AUGAGGUCAUCCCUAGCAAUGGCGGUCCUUGUCUUUUUAGCGACCACCACCACCGUCGUCGUCGGCGACGUCGCCAUGAACUGCACGCGGUCCGGUGAAUGGAGCGGCGUCGAUCCGGCGACGGCGACGGGGCUGAAAGAGGCACUCGUCGAUGAUUUGAUCGCACGAACGCCCAAGGACACGAACAACGUGUACUACUGCAACUUCGACACGUGGCGCGGAUUGACGAUGUGGGGAUACGCCGAGUGUGCUGACGCGUCCAGAUGUCCGACGUGUCUGUCCAACGUGGGCUCCGGCCUGAAGGAACUUCCGUGCGCCAACGGCGAAGGUACUGCUAGGGAUUCCGACGACGUUUGUUACGCCAAGGUUGGAUUCUCCCAGUCUAGCGUCUGUCCUAGAGUCCGAAGCUGA